Messenger RNA from Carica papaya (papaya), 1140 nucleotides. Its product is annotated as Haloacid dehalogenase-like hydrolase (HAD) superfamily protein. Lineage: Eukaryota; Viridiplantae; Streptophyta; Magnoliopsida; Brassicales; Caricaceae. The record is from RefSeq and is a predicted model, not a curated record. Gene Ontology annotation, molecular function: phosphatase activity.
GACAGUAAACAAAAUGGGUUCCAACAAGAUGUUCAAGGUUACUCCAACCAAGUCUCGGAAGACCCACCGUCACCACAAUCGCUGCUGCCACCGUUUACGCCGCCAUAGGAGGACUUCUCCUCCUCGCUGCUCCCCUGCCGCCAAUGCAGCUACCGCCGCCAUUUUUGACGCGCUCAACAAGUCCAUCUUCACCUGUCAACGUCGCCUUCUCCGUCUUUUCUCCAAACUAGCUCGUAUCGCAACCCCUGGCAGCAACCGCCCAACCAAAGGCUUCACCAUUUUGAAAAACCGAUUUCCUGACCCGGAACCCGAACCCAAACCCAAACCCAGACCCGUAUCCAGCUUCAUCGCGCCCCGAGCACUCUCUUUUGACGGGGACGACGACGCUGUUGCAGUACCCAAAGAGGAUAAGAAGAAGAAGAAGACGAUCUUCUUGGAUCUGGACGAGACGUUGGUGCAUUCGACUCUGCAGCCGCCGCCAGUGAGGUUCGAUUUCGUGGUGAGGCCGAGGAUCGACGGGGAAGAGUUGACAUUUUUUGUGGUGAAGCGGCCGGGGGUCGACGAGUUCCUGGAGCGGAUUGCAGAGCGUUACGAGGUGGUGGUGUUCACUGCGGGCCUGAGGGAAUACGCAUCGCUGGUGCUGGACAGGCUGGAUCGGAAACGGAUAGUUUCCCACCGGUUCUACCGGGAUUCAUGUAAGCAGAUGGACGGGAGGUUCGUGAAGGACCUGUCGACGACGGGGAGAGACCUGGGAAGCGUGGUGAUUGUAGAUGACAAUCCGAACGCCUACUUCUUGCAGCCGGAGAACGCGGUGCCGAUCAGUCCGUUCAUCGACGAUCUAAAAGACAGGGAGUUGAAAAAACUGGUGGAGUUCUUUGAAGGGUGCGAGGGGGUUGAUGAUAUUAGGGUGGCCAUCAAGAAAUUUCUUGGUAAGAACUAAUACAGAUAUGUUCUGAAAGAUUUCCAUUUUGGUUUUGGCAUGGGGUUUUGGAUCUUUUGUUUUUUGUAGGUUUCUGAUUUUUUGCGUUGAACAAACAAUUGGGUUUGUUCAAUGUUGGAUAAUUGUCUGUAUGAUCAAUAUAAAAAUUGUAUCUGUCUGUACCUGUUUUAUUUAGCAGUGAUCUAUGGUUUAUUGGAUUA